AAGCCUUCAGCGACGAAUAGGCAUUGUAGUUUAAUGGUUACAGUGUGGUUUACAUAGCGUGAUAAUAACCAAACACAUUUAAUUUAUCCAUAACAUUUGCCCAAAAUCUGACUGUCAUAAUAUAUGAUAUAAUUCAUUGCACACACAACUAAACACUGUAAGAAUUAUUAUUUUUUUAAACAAAAUGUGUUAUACAGAGAAAAAUGUAGGUACCUAAAACAUCAUCUGCAAAAUAUCAUCGCUCUCAAUAUUAUAGCCUAUGAAAUGACUUUGACCAUACUCAUUUCAUGUAAGGGUAGCCUAUAGGUGUAACUUGAUUAUUCAGACAAUUGAAAUAGGUUACAAACAUUCUUAGAUUAUAUAUUAAUUGGAAGUGAUAAGAAAAGGCCUGCAGCUGCAAUUAUAUUCAUUAAUUCAAGAACAAUCAGCCACAUAACACUUGUUUUUAUAUGUAGUUCACUUCUCCUGCAUUACUUGCACAUUGGUCUUGCAAUAUAAGUUUGAACUAUUUAAUUUCCCGUUUUUUAUAUUGUUCUUUAAAUGUGUUUUAUUGUUUAAUGUCUUAUAUAUUUAUGUUGCAUCGUUGGAGGAGCCUGGGACUUAAGAUUUCCAUUUCCAUAACUAGCUAACAGCUACUCUAUAUGGCAAUAACACUUUGAAUCUUGUGGUCAUAAUUUUGUCACUUUGUAUCCACUAGACUAGACUAGACAAUUUGCACAGAGCACAAUGAAGAAAAGGGCCAGACCAAACGGGGAAUAAAAUGCCCUCUAAUUUGUUCCCAGUUCAAGUGUUUUACAUUAUUUGAUCCAUUUAAUAAUGUUAAUGUUGAGCAAGUGUUGAAAAAUAAUCUAAUCCUGUCAGUGUCAGAACUCCUAUCCAGCAGGGGGCGAUCUUAAGAAAUCUAUUGCACUACCGUAAAAAACAUAGUAUUUGCGCAAACUGCGGGCACGAGAGAAGAGUGAGCUAUUUUGUAAAAUUAUUCAAAUAAGCAGAGACAAAACCCGUCAACUGAGGCCAAAUAUAAACCCUUCAACGACUAGUCAGCGACAACGACCUAUAUUAAUAAAGUGUGUCUCAUUUAAUUGCAUAUUCUUCUCUGUUACUCAUGUCCUUGUACAGAAAUAUAGAAACCACAGCAGCCGGUUUCUUGAUAGACACAUCUACACGAGACCCCCUCUAUGUGUGUAUUUCUAUGUGCAUCGGGGUCAAGGGGCAUCCCAUAGUUGUCAGGAAGCAGAAUUGAGGGGGAGCUCAGCCGACAUCUGUUGUUGUUGCCUGCGCUGUAUCCUCUCCCUGUCUGACAGUCCGGUUAGCCGACCAGAGGACUUUUUUCUCGGUGUAGGUUGACGUCUGUUCCCCGUUGGAUGAAUGGCAAUGACGGCAGCGAGAGUGGCGGCAGCGGGCGGCCCGGCGUCUUUGUUCCGGUUCAGGGGAGCGCUGGUGGCGGCCGUGCUGGGGGAUUGUGUCGGCGGAGAGUUUGAAGGAGCGGAGGAGGUUCCCAUGGAGAGCGUGCUGCAGCAUCUCAGCAGCCUGGACGACGACACCAAAGGGAAUGGUAUCCUUGAGUACAGUGAUGACACGGCCAUGGCACGUUGUGUGGUCCAGUCUCUUCUCACCCGUGCCGGCUUCGAUGAGCGGGACAUGGCUCGCAGGUUUGCUAAGGAGUACAGUGCUUCCCCGGGCCGCGGGUAUGGAUCCGGAGUGAUCCAGGUGCUGAAGAAGCUGUCCUCCCCUCAGCUCAAUGACGUGUACCAGCCUGCCAGAGACCAGUUUAAUGGUCGGGGCUCCUUUGGGAACGGGGGAGCCAUGAGGGCGGCCCCCUUCGCACUGGCUUUCCCCGACCCAGCUGAUGUGAAGAAGUUUGCUCAUCGCGGGGCCAUGCUGACCCACUCCUGCUCUCUUGGCUAUAACGGGGCGGUGCUGCAGGCGUUGGCCGUGCACCUCUCCCUGCAGGGGGCGCUGGACUUGCCCCUCAAGUUCAUCAGCACGCUGAUCACACAGAUGGAGGACGUGGAGAGCGACGAGGCCACGCUCAAUGACGCCAGAAUCUUAAAGGAAGCAGAGAAGCCGUUCUGCGAGCGCCUCCACAGAGUGAGCGACCUGAUGCACCGAAGCAAGGUCAGCAUCGAGGAGGUCAUCUCUGAACUGGGCAACGGCAUCGCGGCGCUCCACUCAGUCCCCACUGCCAUCUUCUGUGUCCUGCACUGCCUGCAGCCUAGAGAAUGCCUCCCAGAGAACUACGGCGGCCUGGAGAGGACAAUAGCGUACAGCCUGGCCCUGGGAGGGGACACAGACACCAUAGCCUGCAUGGCAGGGGCCAUCGCCGGGGCCCACUACGGCAUCGAGGCUAUCCCUCAGUCGUGGAUAAAGUGCUGCGAGGGGGCGGAGGAUGCAGACAUGAACGCAGAGCGGCUCCACAUGCUGUACCAGCAAACAUCACAGGGGGGCGGGACAGGGGACAGGGGAGCCGAGCUGUGGAGCUGAAAGCCAAUCAAAAGCUUCUAACGGCACAGAGAAGAAAGCCAGAGCGGAGUGAUUCUUACUGAGUGACACACACCCACACAUAUGAUGAUUUCAAAACUAUGACAAAAUGUGUUUUUUUUCCAUGACUGAAGGGAGACAAUGAUGAGACGGCAUUGACGCCAUUGAAGACCAACUGUGACAAUAUCAACAUGCAAUAUUCAUGAAAACAAAAAUGUAGUUAAAAAAUAUAAACUUCACUAAAAUCAUUUUAUUAUAACUUC
Molecule: messenger RNA, 2744 nt
Organism: Notothenia coriiceps (black rockcod)
Lineage: Eukaryota; Metazoa; Chordata; Actinopteri; Perciformes; Nototheniidae
Gene: adprs
Product: ADP-ribosylserine hydrolase
Exons: 6
Coding region: 1369-2484 (371 amino acids)
Cellular component (GO): mitochondrion; nucleus
Source: RefSeq, a predicted model, not a curated record